Molecule: messenger RNA, 660 nt
Organism: Seminavis robusta
Lineage: Eukaryota; Bacillariophyta; Bacillariophyceae; Naviculales; Naviculaceae
Source: the annotation of a GenBank genome assembly
AUGCAGGCACGAGAGCUGAAGGAAGUACGCCGCGACCUUUCCACUCUGGUACUUCGCAAUGAACGCAUGGAGCAGCAACUCACAUCAGCCACCAAUCAGCUUGAGCGCGUCGGCAAGCGCAUUGAAAUCAUAACACCAACCAAAAAAGUUUCAAGCAAUGAACCUGUUGGAGAUGGUGCCUCCACCCCUUUUUACUCAGCAACAAUUAGCCUCUGGCGAAAAAACCUGGAAGCGCGAGACUAUUUCAGCAAUUUCUUCUACGACGAAUGCCUUGAAGGGUACAAGCAAGAGUUAGCCAGCUCCAGUUGGACUCGUCUGUUGCCAAGUGAGCAAACCCGCAUCAAGAAUCACCAUAAGAAGCUGAAGAAGUUCAUCAAGAUCAUGCUCUUCUUCUGUCCUGAGUAUCCCAAGCCAAGACCAGAAAGCCCAGAAGAGCUUGUGAAAUGGAAACGAGAUGUAGCCCACCUUGCCAAUGCAGCAGAAACCGCGUUGUACAGGUGCCUUGACCCAAACUCAAAGCGCAGGAAGUUUUCCUUUGACUAUAUUUUAUCCCACCCUCUAGUGAAGCGCUUUGAUAGCAAGGAAGACGAGCUCAACAAGGACCUCCCAUCUAACACACCCAGGCCGGUUCGCAUGUACUUCGGCAUGAUUAUCGAUUAG